AUGCGGGUCGACAUACUAUGGGAUCUCGGACGCAACAUCAUCGUUACAUCAACCGGAAACCAGAGCAAAACGUCUCCGUCUCAUGCGCUCGCUUCAGGCUUCCCCUGGGACCUGCCUAACUGUAUUCGGACUCAACGCACUCCCCGGGUUGCUUCAACCUCCUCAUCCAGUGCAGUCACCGAUCCAGCUGCAAUGGCUUCUUCAGAUCUCCUCUCGCAUUUGUCUGCGACUGACCGAGCUCUCUUCUGGAAGUACGGCGUAGGAGCCGAGGUGUCUGUCCCGUUCCAGUGCGUUCACCACGCAUUCGAGUUCCACGCCAAAAGCAACCCGCAACUCACUGCGGUUGAUGAACUCGGGACGACCCUUUCCUACGGCGAGCUGGAUCGCAGGGCGAACUGCCUGGCAUCUCGCCUUCGCUCGGUUGGCGUUGUUCAGGGCUCCCGCGUAUGCAUGCUCGUCGAACGCGCCGUAACCCUCCCCGUAGCAGUUUUGGGCAUUCUAAAGGCUGGUGCAGCAUACAUCCCCCUUGACGGAAACAUUGUCUCCGACAGCACCUUGAAGCACGCUCUUGUCGACUCGGGUUCGACGGUCGCCCUCACCUUGCGCAAGUUCGAGCACCGUCUCGAAGGUGCCCCUGUUCCCGUCGUCUUCUUGGACGAUGCCAUCUGCCCCAGCUACAACCCCAGCCACUGUGUGAAGCCUCGCGACACCACCACCUCAAAGGACUCCGUAUACAUCAUCUACACUAGCGGGACCACUGGUACUCCAAAGGGCGUCCACGUUACACAUGGAAACGUUACCAAUCUUAUCUGCAUCGAGCCUGGUCAGUUAGGCAUGAAGCCUGGUGUUCGUGUCUCUCAGAUGUUGAACAUCUCUUUCGAUUUCGCUGCAUGGGAAAUCCUCGGCUCUCUCGCCAACGGCGCUACUUUGUGCCCCCGAGGAAAGACAUCCAAGGACUGGAAAGCUGUGAUGAGGAGCGUUGACAUCCUCUUUUCGACACCCUCUAUGUUGGCCCCUCAUAACCCGGUCGACUAUCCUAAUGUCAAGACCGUCGUUGUCGCUGGAGAGGCAUGCCCCAAAGCUCUUGCUGAUACCUGGGGCGCUCGAGUCAAGUUUUGGAAUGCAUGUGGUCCGACUGAGGUCACCAUCGCGAACACCAUGCAAUUGCACAUACCGGGAGAUAUUGUCACGAUUGGUGGGCCGACCCCAAACAAUACGGCAUAUGUUCUGGACGAGAACAUGCGGCCAGUGCCAAUUGGGCAGACCGGAGUUAUGUGGGGAGGGGGAGCUGGGAUUACAAAGGGCUACCUCAACCUGCCCGACAAGACCAGUGAACGUUAUGUUCGAGAUCCGUUCGCCAACGAUGGAUCGAUGAUGUUCAACACCGGGGACUUGGGGAAAUGGGUCUCUAAUGGCACCUUACAACACCUUGGUCGUAUUGACAAUCAAGUCAAGAUCAAAGGCUUCCGCGUGGAACUUGACGGAGUUGCAACUGCAAUGGAGACCUGCGCAGGUGUUACAGGUGCUACUGCCCUUCUCAUCGACGGAGAGCUCUGGGGAUUCGUAAAACCAUCCAACAUCUCACCUGAGGACAUCAAGGCCGCCGCGCACAAGGUCCAGCCUUACUACGCCGUUCCUUCGAAGAUCCUGACCAUGGACCACUUCCCCGAGACAGCGAAUGGCAAAACUGAUAAGAGAGUCCUUCAGCAAAUGGCCAUAGAGUCCAAGGAAGAGGAAGCCAAGCUCAAGGAAGAGAAGGCUGCCAUUCCCGAGAAUGUCGCCUGGAUCAGCUUGCCUCCCACCGUCGUCACCGCUCCCAAGACCGAGCUCACCAUCCCCCACCGGCCAUCCGACCACAGUCUCGGCUCAACCAACACCAAGAUCAGUGCCCAGGUCAAGGAAGCCGACUCUUCAGCUUCUUCGACCUCCGAGCUCGAGAAGCAGGAGUAUAUUUGGUCUGGCUACCAAGAUGACGACCACCCAGAGAAGACGCAAGGAAGACUGGUUCGAAACCUCCGUCAUCAAAUCUUCUCUCUCUACAGGCGACUCUUCAGUGUGGUUUUCAUCGUCAACGCUGCCAUCCUCAUUUGGAUCUGUGUCAAGAAGGAGUACGAUGCCAACAGGAUUGGUGGAAUUGUCAUUGCGAACGUCUUCAUUGGUGUUCUGAUGCGACAAGAGCUCGUCAUCAACACUUUCUUCCUGAUCUUCACCUCUAUUCCGUCCUCUUGGCCUUUGUUUAUCCGUCGCACAGCUGCCAGGGUCUAUCACAUCGGCGGUAUACACUCCGGCGCUGGUGUCUCUUCGCUUCUAUGGCUGUGCUUGUUCACUGCUCAAGCGACGAAGGAAAUGAUCAACGGCGGCAAGACAUCUGUUCGGACUGUGGCAAUCACCUAUGUCAUCCUGGCCGAACUCCUUGGUAUCGUCAUCUUCGCAUAUCCUGCUUUGCGCAAGAGACUCCAUGAUACCUUCGAAAACACCCAUCGCUUCCUCGGAUGGUCGGCUCUCGCCUUGGUGUGGGUUCAAUUCAUGUUCCUCACCAUUGAUUACCUCCCCGAAGGUCAGAUGCUCGGUCAGACCUUGGUCAAGACCCCUCAAUUCUGGCUCGUCAUCAUCCUCACUUGCUCCGUUAUCUGGCCCUGGUUCCGUCUGCGCAAAGUUGAUGUCAAACCCGAGGUCCUCUCCAACCACGCCGUCCGUCUUUGGUUCGACUACGGUGUUACUCCGCCUGCUGGUACCUUCAUGCGAGUCUCCGAUGCUCCUCUGAAGGAAUGGCACGGCUUCGCGGCCAUCCCCAUCCCUGGCAGGACAGGUUACUCUCUCGUUGUCUCUCGCGCUGGUGAUUGGACCUCCAAGCACAUCGCCAACCCACCCACCAAGCUCUGGGUCAAGGGCGUUCCCACUUACGGUGUCCUGAAGCUUGUCCCCAUGUUCCGCCGCAUGGUCAUCGUCGCCACCGGAUCUGGUAUCGGUCCAUGUGCCCCCGCCAUCUUCGAGAAACGCAUCCCCAUGCGAGUCUUGUGGACUGCUCCCAAUGUCCGCGAGACUUUCGGUGACAAGCUUGUCGACUCCAUCCUUGAGGCUAACCCCGAGGCUGUUAUCUAUGACACUCGCAAACACGGCAAACCCGAUAUGGUCAAGUUGACCCUUCGUCUCGUCAAGGAGUUCAACGCCGAGGCUGUCGCAAUCAUCUCUAACCAACCUCUCACUGAGAAGGUUGUCUACGGAAUGAUGAGUAGAGGCAUCCCCGCCUUCGGCGCCAUCUGGGACUCCUAA
Coprinopsis cinerea okayama7#130 is the source of this 3273-nucleotide messenger RNA. RefSeq names its product nonribosomal peptide synthetase 12. The coding region runs from base 1 to 3273 and encodes 1090 amino acids. The transcript is spliced from 15 exons. NCBI's taxonomy places the organism in Eukaryota, Fungi, Basidiomycota, Agaricomycetes, Agaricales, Psathyrellaceae. The record is from RefSeq and is a predicted model, not a curated record.